UGAUCAUUCUCGAACUUUUGGCGCGAGUGAGGAGACAUGGCUGACGUCAUAGCCACGUACAUAUCUGAGGCAUUGGAGCAUUUACCUGAAUAUUACUUUAACAAGUUUGUUUUCAAUUUGCAUCAACGUACGGAGGAGCCGCGGGUCCGGCGCCGUGAGGUGGAGGGUAAAGGUGUUCUGGACGUCACAAACCUCCUGCUUUUAAAGUUCACCGCGGACAGAGCGCUUCCACUCACCGUGGAAACACUGAGGCACAUCGGCUGCAACCAGGUGGCAGAUGAGCUGCUUUCCAAAGCACCUGUGGAUACAGGCGAGCCGGUUUUACGUAAAACUCCUAAUGGGGACCUGGACCUGAACCGCUCCCAGGAGGCUAAAUGUUGUUCUGCUGACAAUUGGCCUUUGAGAAAUCUUCCAGCUCACAGACGUCCUGACAUGAAGACGCCAAAAGAGGUGGAGGAUGAAGCCAAGGCUCGAGUCGUCGCUGAGGGCAGGGACCCGAGCAAUAAGAGGCUGGUUCUCAGUCGGUCUUCCAUUCAGUUUGGCCAGUACAGGGGUAAAACAUUCAAAUGGCUGUUGGAGAAUGAUCUGAGAUAUAUUGUCAGACUGGUAGCACUACACCAGAACGAGCAACAGCACAAGACGGAACAGAGCUCACAUAUGGCUAACAAGGAUGUCUUGACUUCAUAUGCGAUUGCCUACACUGAGGUCUCUAAGGAAGUCAGAUCUCAUCAUCGUGCUAUAGAAGCUGAAGAGAAAUCCAAGAAGCCAGGCCAGGAAGGAGAAGCCCUUGUUGGCUUUGGUCGUUACCAAAAUGAGACACUGAAGGACCUGUAUGAGUCAAAGGACAGGCACAAGAUCAGCUAUGUGGAGUACCUCAGAGGAGAAAGGUCCUCUUGUUCAAAAGCUUCCAAGAUGGAGGACGCCAUCAAAUACAUUUUGAAGCGUGACCAGAAGAGAAGGAGGAAACCGACCCAGAGCACCAGGUAAACAAGUUCUUUACAUGGGAAGUGGAGAAGAUCCUUGAAGAAGGCACAAGGAGGCACUUUCAAAUUCAAAUGAACCUUCUGUCAUGAAUGGUGACAAGCUCUCUCGCUCUCUCUCCCUCCCCCUCUCCCCCUCUGUCUGUCUCUCUCUCGCUCUGAACCUCCCUGUUUGCUUGUACUUCUGAAACUUUUGGAGUUUGUGCAGCUUCUAGACGUCGUACUGUGUUUUAAUUCAACUUGGAGACAAAAUCUGCGGUUUAUCUGCGUGAGCUCGCUAGCUCACCAGUUAGCCGCUCAGCUGACAGCUUGUGUGAUGCAGAGCUGGAGUUUAGUAGAGUGACAGCUGCAGGAAAGAAGCUUCCUCUGAACCUGCAGAGACCUGUAACGCCUCCCGGAGGGGAGCGGGGUGAACGGGCACCCCAACCACAGACCGUUCACCCCAUCUGUCUCAGCUUCACGGCGCCUUGUUUCACUCACAGUGCUGUGUGAGUGAGAGGGGAGUGGCUACAAUAGAGUGGCGCUUCUUUUGCCGAUAUAUUUAAUGAUAUCUUAUCCAAACAAUGUCAAACUGGCACUGGGCACUGCACUCGUGCCGUAGCAAGACGGUCCUGGAAUUUAUAGAUAGAUUAUAUAUGGACAAACAAACAUUCUUGGUUGCGUGUCAACCCCAUUAGCUCAGCUGGUUAGCAGUUGUGCUUUGUCACACGUUAGAUACUCACCUGUGACGGUCAGAUUGUUCUUUUUCUUUUCUUUUUUUACUCCUGCGUGGCCUAGCUGUGGUUACAUUGCUUUUUAAAAAUUUUAAUCUAACAGUGCAUUUGUAUGUAAAAGCUCCUGUUAAAAAGUCCACCAAAGGUGACCAUUGGCCCCCGGACAUCUUCACAUGUCCAAAUCAAAAUGAUUGUUUUUAUAAUAAUAAUACUAAUGAUAAUUCCAGCUGUUUUUCGUAUUGUAUUAUUGUGCUGUAUUAACGCUGUAACCCUAACCCAUUUCUGUUCAUUUUGACUCAUAAUAAAACAGUGCAUAGA
This is a messenger RNA of Solea solea (common sole), 2011 nucleotides long. RefSeq lists its product as uncharacterized. The coding region runs from base 37 to 987 and encodes 316 amino acids. The transcript has 6 exons. The record is from RefSeq and is a predicted model, not a curated record. Lineage: Eukaryota; Metazoa; Chordata; Actinopteri; Pleuronectiformes; Soleidae.